UGAUAAUUCUGUUUUAUUAUUAGAUCAAAAUAAUCAUGUCAGAUGUAAUGACGACUCAGCUUGUGCAAAGCCUUAAAGGCUACUUUAAGAAAGAAGAAUUUAGUGACAAAAUUUUGCAUAUCAUUGAAAUCGAAGAUGUUAUGAAAUCAGAAGGAACGAAUAAAAAGCGCAAGAUUGAUUCUUCAGGGAAAAAUACUCCUGGAGUAUCUCCAAAAAAAUCGAAAGUAAGCUUGUCACAAGAUUCUGGUGUAUCUUCAGAUGAAAGUCCCACUAUACCACCUACACCUUUUUUAUCUUCAACUCCGAUAAGUCCUAAAAGAUUGAAGAUCAAUUGUAUCAAUUCUGAAUCACCUAGUGGAAGCAGAAUGGUGCCAGUGACUGAAAGAGGUAACCAAACACCAAAUGAUGAUCCUGGAAUAGAUGAUUUGCGCAAAGUUUUUGAUGGCCUAGCAUUUUCAGUAUUGCGGCAUGUUAGCACUUCUGUUUGUGAAGAAAUUCGGAACAAUGGUGGAACUAUCUUUUCUACUACAAAGAACUGUGAUUAUAUUAUCACUGCUUAUGCUAACAAUAACAAAAAGAAAAGUGACACACGAGAACGGACUGUUAAGUGGAUCCAUGAUUGUAUCAGAGACAAGGAGGUUAAAGCUUCCUUUUUAGAUGUGAUGUACCGACCUGUUCAGCUUAAAUCAAAACCCUUGUCUGGUUGUGUCAUUUCUUUUGAUCAGUUUGAUAAAGAAGAAAAGGAGAGUUUAAUUAAGCUGGUAGAUUGCCUCGGUGCUUCUUGGCAGGAGAUGGUUUUUGCAAAGCAUAAGAAUAAUUCAUUGACUGCCAGUACUCAUUUGAUUAUGCAGAAAAAUGAAGGCUUACAAUACAAUACUGCCAAGACAUGGGGCAUAACAUGUGUUUCAAAGGAAUGGAUUUUAAAGUGCAUCGAAACACAAAGUAAAUAUCCCGAGGAAAGAUUUCUGAUUAAUGAUGGCGGCAUUGAUGUCAAUUCUAAUUUGAUAUCUUUUAAUGAAAGUGGUGCAAUGACAACAUAUUCCACAUUUCCUGUGCAUUCUUUAAUUUUGUGUAUCAAUAGUCCAUACUUUAAAACACUGAUUUCAGAUUCAGGCAUGAAAGAAACAAAACAAAGAGAUAUAAUUGUGAAGGUGAACGCUGGUGAGGGAAAAUAUCUGGAGCUUCUGAUUAAUUCAUUUUAUGAUCAAGACAUUUUGAAAGACAUGGAUCCAUUGGAUUUGUUGAAAGUUCUCGAAAUUGCAGAUCGUUAUCUUUGUGAUGUUUUCAUUAAACGUGGGUUGGUUUUGUUGAAAAAACUAAAUAUUAAAUCUGUUAGUCAGUGUAACCUCAUUUUGGAGCAUAUCCUGAUGUUUGAGUCACUUGGAUCUCUCUCCACAAGUGAAACCUACACCUCUAUGAAACAAUUUUGCUCCAGAUUUUUAGCAGACCUUUUUUUGCCACUUGAAUCAAAAAUCGAAAAGCAUGAGUUAUUCGAAACAAUGACCUUUGACACUCUAAUGUUAUUGCUCAAAUCUGGAAGGCAGUUCUUGUGGAGUGAAAAUAGUGUCAUAUAUUUUGUUGUGAAUUGGUUGGCUUACGACAGUGAGCGCCAAACUGAAGAAAAUAUUCAAUCAAUUUUGUCAGAAUGUCGAUAUGAGCAAAUGACACCAGAAUUUUUAAGGGAUGUUUUGUCACCAAACCAUACAAUUCUCUCAAAGUGGAAGGACUAUAUUAAAUGGUAUAUCGAUGCUCUGUCCUUUCAUGCCCUGUCACCUAAGUGUCGUAAGCUUAGAGAUUUUCCUCCUGCCAGAAAAAAUCGUUCCCUGAAUUGCACGAAAACAGAUAUUCAACAUUGUAUGAUUAAACUUUCAUAUGUUGACAGUGGGAUGUUUAAGCAGUCUUGGGUUAAUUACAGAAAUAUUGUCUUUCAUGGUCAUGUUUUAACACCAGCAAUCAUUGUCACACAGACCGAUGAGAAUGAUUCAUAUGGUGUCAAGCUACAUUUGUAUUUAGGAUCUUCAUGUCAUGAAAAAGUUAUGGAGAAGUUUUAUCUGGCAUUUGAUAUUGCAUUUGCAAUAUUGCCUGGCGAUAAUAAAUAUGAAACUGACUCUUUGUUUUGCCAUAGCUCAUCUUCGUUUAUUGCUCAACAUUACCGACCUUUAAAAAUUAAAUUUGACACAAAAAAUCUUGCUAAGAAAUCUGUAGGAACUAUAGAUUCAAAACUGUAUUCAAAGUUCAGGGAACACGGCAUGUGUGUUAGUGUAGGAUUCAAAGCUGCUGAUGUAAGUGCUUGGCCUCAGUUUAUGAAGUCCUUUCACAGUCUGAUGCAUGCUGGUGCAAUGCACCGAAAAUCAACUGAUCAAUUUGGACAAUAUGAUUUGUAUUGAAUCAAUAUUUAUUUGUGAGUAUUUAUGUGUAUCUGUUCUCCUUUUCACAUGCUUCAGAAAAUGGAUACACAUUUUCCUAGUGGGUUUGUUGUAUAUAUUAUAUAUAUCGUAUAUAUUAUUUUAUGAGUUAUUUAAUUCCGAAACAAAGUCAGAAAACUUCCGGAAAAGUACUAAAAUUU
Hydractinia symbiolongicarpus is the source of this 2566-nucleotide messenger RNA. RefSeq lists its product as uncharacterized. The transcript is spliced from 2 exons. The coding region runs from base 36 to 2387 and encodes 783 amino acids. Gene Ontology annotation, molecular function: protein binding. Gene Ontology annotation, biological process: DNA replication initiation; mitotic DNA replication checkpoint signaling; mitotic G2 DNA damage checkpoint signaling. The record is from RefSeq and is a predicted model, not a curated record. Lineage: Eukaryota; Metazoa; Cnidaria; Hydrozoa; Anthoathecata; Hydractiniidae.